Messenger RNA from Canis lupus familiaris (dog), 1212 nucleotides. RefSeq names its product translation initiation factor IF-2-like. The record is from RefSeq and is a predicted model, not a curated record. The coding region runs from base 1 to 1212 and encodes 403 amino acids. Lineage: Eukaryota; Metazoa; Chordata; Mammalia; Carnivora; Canidae. The transcript is spliced from 2 exons.
AUGCGGAUCCCGAAGCCGGACUGCCGAGGCCCCCAGAGUCUUGGGCGCCCGGGAUGGUGGAGACGCGGAACCCCAGCCGGGCCGCUCGGGGCUGCGGUCCCCCGGCCUGCAGGCUCGCGGGUGCUCCCAGGGGCCUUUGCACUCGGCAAAGAAACUGGUGGGCAGAACAGUAGUGGCAGCACCAGGCUUUUCAGGGUCCUGGCAGAGGGCGCCGCCGGCGGCCUGGUUUCCAGUCCGCGAUGGCCUUAUGGCCGGCCUCGGCCUCGGCCUCGGCCUCGGCGUCAGCCCUCCGGUGGUGCCCCCGCCAAAGGACGUUUUCUAGGUUCUAAAAAGGCCGCCUCGUCCCUGGGUGGGCUCGAACCACCAACCUCUCGGUUAACAGCCGAGCGCGCUAACCGAUUGCGCCACAGAGACCUGCGGGCAGUCCCCGCCCACGUCCCACUAGAGAGCGAGCUGUCACUCGGCGCUAGGGGGAGCCACCCGCCUUCCGUCGGCGGCGACCGGGCAGGGCGAGGCAGACGCCCGCGGCUCCCGGACGGUUCCUCCCUCCUGUCCCUCCCUCACCCACCUUGGGUGCCGGUGGCGCUCGGCUCACUCCCCUCCACGGCGGUCGGAGCUGGGGAGCUGCGGUGGUGCUGGAGGGGGUGGUCAACAGGGGCAAACGCCCAGGGCCGCGCGGGGCAGCGGGGGGAGGGGGUGGGGGCGAGGUGGCGCGGGCCGCCGGAGAUCCCCAGGACCCCGUGCCGAGGCUCGGGCCGGAUGGGGGUCAGGAGAUGGAGGCUGGGGGUUCUGCGCCGCGCAUCGGCGUCGAGGGGAAGGGGAGGUGUAUCCCCUCCCCAGGGUGGUGGGCCCGCAGGGGACGGCGGCAGCAGCCCUGCGGUUUCUUCGGAAGGAACGCGGCGCCGUACCUGGAACGACUUUGCGUCCAGAGGCCCCGCAGCGGCGGCCGAGCCCGCGGCCGGAAGGGUGGCGCGCCGUGAUCGUAUAGUGGUUAGUACUCUGCGUUGUGGCCGCAGCAACCUCGGUUCGAAUCCGAGUCACGGCACUCUUCCCGGGCGCUCGCCGCCUCUCCCUUUUACCUGGCGUGGAAACCCGCCCGCGGCGCUGGUCCCGGGGAGGGGGGGGCGCAGACGGCCCGGGGCGCCAGCAGGCCUUCCCCCGGAGCAGAGGGAAACUCCUCAGUGCACUGACCCGGGCACCGUCUCCUUCUGA